Molecule: messenger RNA, 4055 nt
Organism: Amorphotheca resinae ATCC 22711
Lineage: Eukaryota; Fungi; Ascomycota; Leotiomycetes; Helotiales; Amorphothecaceae
Exons: 2
Coding region: 352-3912 (1186 amino acids)
Biological process (GO): monoatomic cation transport; copper ion homeostasis
Cellular component (GO): membrane
Molecular function (GO): P-type divalent copper transporter activity; ATP hydrolysis activity; ATP binding
Source: RefSeq, a predicted model, not a curated record
GGUCGCAUAUCCCGGAUCCUAUUCAAGACGGCCCGGAGGGCUUGAGAAUUAGCAGGUCAUUGCAAACACCGACGACUCGCAUAGGAGCUGGCCUUCUGUUCCCCGAUCAAGUGUACCUUUAGACAUCGUACGGCUAUAGACCAUAAGCUGACUGCUACAGGGCUACAGCCUACACGAGACUCCCCCCACUACGCACUGCACAGUAACCUUAAGAGUCAAGAGACCCUGACUACGCUCCUGCACUCCGUGCGACUAGCGAUUCUCGUAAUAUCCGUAAGCCCAGCCGCGAAUAAAUACGGACAUACGUCCCUCGAGGCUGGCCGAUCGAUCGCGGCGGCGAACACUUUCACGAUGGCCCCCUCAUACGUGAAAGUGGAUUCUCAGGAGCCGGAUUCACAGCUAGAGACGACUAGCCCGGCGCAUAUGGCGACCACAACUUUGAAGGUCGGCGGCAUGACUUGCGGCGCAUGCACUUCCGCUGUAGAAUCCGGAUUCAAGGGCAUCGAUGGGGUCGGCGACGUGUCCGUAAGCCUGGUUAUGGAGAGAGCGGUCGUGCUUCACGAUCCUAAGAGGAUCCCAGCCGAGAAAAUACGGGAGAUCAUCGAGGACAGAGGUUUCGAUGCAGAGGUUCUGGCAACCGAUUUGCCUUCGCCUACGUUUGAGAGCAACAGUUACCAACACGAUGAGGGUGCGCACGAAGAGAAAGGCGAUACAAAGGCAUUUACAACGACGACACUGGCUGUGGAAGGUAUGACAUGCGGAGCCUGCACGUCAGCAGUUGAAGGCGGCUUCAAGGACGUCCCGGGCGUCAAACACUUCAGCAUAUCACUCUUAUCAGAAAGAGCCGUGGUCGAGCAUGACGCAUCUCUACUAAGCGCCGAGAAAAUUGCUGAAAUUAUUGAGGACCGAGGUUUUGGAGCAACUGUUUUGGAAUCCCAACUGGCUGUCCCCAAGACGGCUCUGAAGUCAAGGCGAGGAAGUUCCGGAUCGAGAGAACAGGUAGCCACUACCACCGUCGCAAUCGAGGGCAUGACAUGCGGUGCGUGCACGUCUGCCGUUGAGGGAGGUUUCAAGGAUUUGGACGGUCUGAUACAGUUCAAUGUCAGUCUCUUAGCAGAACGGGCAGUAGUCGUCCAUGACCCGUCAAAACUGCCUACCGAGAAGAUUGCCGAAAUCAUCGAGGAUAGAGGAUUUGAUGCCCGUGUCUUGUCCACGCAUCUCGGGGCCUCCAACCAAUCCUCUGCAUCCACGACAACGCAGUUUAAGAUCUUCGGAGUCAGGGAUGCGGCAGCCGCUACAGCGCUUGAGGCUAAGAUUCAAUCUAUGCCUGGAGUCAACUCGGCGACUAUCAGCCUCGCUACAUCUCGGUUGAGCAUAUCGCAUCAGCCAAAUAUUGCUGGUCUCCGAGCCCUCGUUGAACUCAUCGAGGCACAAGGGUACAAUGCCCUUGUUGCUGACAAUGAUGACAAUAAUGCUCAACUCGAAUCCCUUGCGAAGACUAGAGAAAUCACGGAAUGGCGUCUUGCCUUCCAAACCUCUGUAGCCUUUGCCAUCCCGGUGUUCCUCAUCGGCAUGGUAAUUCCCAUGAUGAUCCCUGCUAUAGACUUUGGGAGUGUGGUCGUGUUCUUUCCUGGUCUAUACCUGGGCGACAUUAUCUGUUUAGUUCUUACGAUACCCGUACAAUUCGGAAUUGGCAAGCGUUUCUAUGUUUCUGCAUGGAAAUCAAUGAAGCAUGGCUCACCCACUAUGGACGUGCUCGUUGUCCUUGGUACCUCAGCCGCAUUCUUUUUCAGCGUUGCCGCUAUGCUCGUCUCUUUGUGUGCUCCUCCCCACUCACGGCCUAGCACCAUUUUCGACACAAGUAGCAUGCUCAUCACCUUCAUCACGCUUGGACGCUUCCUGGAGAAUCGAGCAAAGGGUCAGACCUCAAAGGCGCUGUCUCGUCUCAUGUCACUGGCGCCAUCAAUGGCAACUAUCUAUGCCGAUCCCAUUGCCGCAGAAAAGGCGGCUGAGGCUUGGGAGAUGAGCGUAGGCUCAGGAGCUGAACCAAAGUCAGAAUCCACCCAAGAAGGUAAUUCUGCAGAAGAAAAAGUUAUUCCUACAGAACUUAUCCAAGUUGGUGACAUUGUCAUUCUACGGCCCGGUGACAAGAUUCCUGCCGAUGGUACCGUUACCAGAGGUGAAACCUACGUCGAUGAAAGCAUGGUCACUGGAGAAGCAAUGCCAGUCCAGAAGCGGAAGGGUAGCCUUCUCAUUGGAGGCACUGUUAAUGGUACCGGCAGAGUCGAUUUUCGAGUCACGCGAGCUGGCCGAGACACCCAGCUCAGUCAGAUUGUGAAGCUUGUCCAGGACGCCCAGACAACGAGAGCUCCAAUCCAGCGCUUAGCUGACAUGAUUGCCGGGUACUUUGUGCCCACUAUCAUCUUCCUCGGAUUGCUCACAUUCAUCACCUGGAUGGUUCUCAGCCACGUUCUUUCACAUCCACCCAAGAUCUUCGUGGAUGCAGCUAGUGGUGGAAAGUUUAUGGUUUGUGUCAAACUCUGUAUAUCAGUGAUUGUCUUUGCCUGCCCCUGUGCUCUCGGUCUUGCAACACCUACGGCAGUCAUGGUUGGAACAGGUGUCGGUGCAGAGAAUGGCAUUUUGGUUAAAGGAGGUGCUGCACUGGAGACAGCAACCAAAGUCACGCAAAUCGUUCUUGACAAGACUGGGACCUUGACUGUCGGCAAAAUGACUGUCUCCAAGUCCAAUCUCGUGCCCACAUGGGAGAACAGCGAGUGGCGGAGGAAAUUGUGGUGGUCGAUCCUUGGUCUGGCUGAAAUGGGCAGCGAACACCCAAUUGGUAAAGCUAUCUUGGCUGGUGCCAAGGAAGAGCUUGGGUUAGGCACUGAAGGAACCAUUGAUGGAGCUGUUGGUGACUUUCAAGUCAGCGUUGGCAAGGGUGUCAGUGCACUCGUAGAACCAGCUACAAGUGCAGAGCGAGUACGAUACCGGGUUCUUAUUGGUAGCGUCAGCUUCCUCCGAAGUAAUCAGGUCGCUGUACCUAAAGAAGCUGUUGAAGCUUCUGAGGAAGCCAACGUCCAAGCAGCCUCUUCUUCGUUCAAGGCAGCAUCUGCCGGAACCACCAAUAUCUUCAUUGCCAUUGAUGGCUCCUACUCUGGCCAUCUUUGUCUGUCUGAUAGUGUCAAGGAGAGUGCCCGUGCUGCAAUUGCAGCUCUGCAUAAAAUGGGCAUCAAGACCGCGAUCGUCACCGGUGACCAGCGCUCUACAGCACUUGCCGUUGCUCACAUCGUUGGCAUACCAUCCGAGAAUGUCCACGCCGGCGUGACACCAGAUCAGAAGCAGGAUAUCAUUCGCCAACUCCAAGAAAAGGGCGAGCGUGUUGCAAUGGUGGGCGAUGGGAUCAACGAUUCACCUGCACUCGCCACUGCAGACGUUGGUAUUGCCAUGGCGUCCGGUACAGAUGUGGCUAUGGAAGCAGCAGACGUUGCCCUCAUGAAGCCAGAUGACUUGAUGGAUGUCCCAGCCUCUAUCCAGCUCGCCCGGUCCAUUUUCAACCGCAUCAAACUUAACCUCACCUGGGCCUGCUUAUACAACGUCAUCGGGCUCCCAUUCGCAAUGGGUAUCUUCUUGCCGUUUGGAUGGCAUCUCCACCCUAUGGCUGCGGGAGCUGCAAUGGCGGCCAGCAGUGUCAGUGUUGUGGGUAGCAGCUUGUUGUUGAAGUUCUGGAAGAGGCCUAGAUGGAUGGAAGAUGCCUUGGCAGAGGAGAAAGGAGGAUUGAAGAAAAGAGGCAAGGGGUGGGGAAUGUGGGGCUUUGUGGGCAAGUUUAUGGACUAUGCACGGGCUAUUACCGGCAGGAGGAGGAAGGAGGAAGAAGGCUACGUCCCUUUAAAUGCUCUCGAGUCCCCUGUGUAAGUCUUAGAGGGGUAAUGAUGUUUCUAGCACUUGGGCGUUCUACGGUGAUAUUAUUGUUAAUAAUGUUAAACGAUACCAUAUAAUAAUCAAGACGAGGAUUCCCUUGCUUACCUAUAACUGGCAUCUACCGUAAUCAACGUCCG